AUGAAAGAGGUGGUGAGAAAGGAAGUUGUGAAGCUGUUAGAUGCAGGUCUUAUUUAUCCGAUAUCAGACAGUUCAUGGGUGAGCCCUGUUCAUGUGGUACCUAAAAAAGGAGGUACAACGGUGAUAGCUAAUGAAAAGAAUGAGUUGAUUCCUACCAGAACGGUCACUGGGUGGCGGGUGUGCAUAGACUACAGAAGACUAAAUCUGGCCACAAGAAAAGACCACUUUCCAUUGCCAUUCAUUGACCAAAUUCUAGAAAGAUUGGCUGGGCAUGACUAUUAUUGUUUUCUGGAUGGGUACUCGGGAUACAACCAAAUUGCGGUUGCACCGGAGGAUCAAGAGAAGACAGCCUUUACUUGCCCAUACGGUAUCUUCGCUUAUAGAAGGAUGUCGUUCGGGUUGUGUAAUGCCCCAGCGACAUUCCAAAGAUGCAUGACUUCUAUUUUUGCUGAUAUGCUUGAAAAGCAUAUGGAAGUCUUCAUGGAUGACUUCUCGGUAUUUGGUUCCUCCUUUGAUAAUUGUCUGGCUAACCUUUCACUUGUUUUGCAGCGAUGUCAAGAAAGUAAUCUGAUCCUAAACUGGGAGAAGUGCCAUUUCAUGGUACGAGAAGGCAUUGUGCUUGGUCACAAGAUCUCCCACAGGGGAAUCGAAGUUGAUCAAGCUAAGGUGGAGGUUAUCUCAAAAUUACCACCACCUGUGAAUGAGAAAGGUAUUCGGAGUUUCCUAGGCCAUGCGGGAUUCUACCGUAGGUUCAUAAGGGAUUUUUCGAAGAUAGCCAAACCGCUGACCACUUUGUUGGUUAAAGACAGGACUUUUGUAUUCAAUAAAGAGUGUGCCGAUGCAUUUGAGACACUGAAAAAUAAACUAGUGUCGGCACCCAUUGUGAUUGCCCCUAAUUGGUCUCUACCCUUUGAGAUCAUGUGCGAUGCUAGCGACAUUGCAGUGGGGGCUGAUUCGAAACCCAGACUACUGAGGUGGAUUUUACUUCUCCAAGAGUUCGAUGUAGAGAUUCGCGACAAGAAAGGGUGUGAAAACACUGUUGCAGAUCACCUUUCGCGAAUGUCACCCAUUGAGGAGACAGAAGAACGGCGUCCAAUAAAGGAUGAGUUCUAUCUAUGGGACGACCCAUACCUAUACAAGAGAGGAGUAGAUGGGCUGAUAAGACGAUGUGUGCCUGAGGAGGAGCAAAAGGAUGUGUUGAGAGCAUGUCAUGACUCUGAAUAUGGAGGGCAUUUCAGUGGGGAUCGUACUGCUUCCAAAGUCUUGCAGUCAGGAUUGUACUGGCCAUCAUUGUUCAAAGAUUCCCAAGAGAUGGUAAAAGAAUGUGAUAAGUGUCAGCGUACUGGGAACAUAUCAAAAAGAAAUCAAAUGCCCCAGAAUUUCAUGUUAGAGGUGGAGCUAUUCGAUGUUUGGGGAAUUGACUUCAUGGGUCCGUUUCCACCAUCAUUCGGGAAGAAUUACAUCUUAGUUGCAGUGGACUAUGUCUCAAAAUGGGUGGAGGCGGUAGCUUUACCAACUAAUGAUGCAAAGGUAGUAGUCAAGUUCUUGAGGGAGAACAUAUUUGCUAGGUUUGGAGUACCGAGAGCACUAAUUAGUGAUGAAGGAACUCACUUCCUAAAUCACCUCAUGGAGAAACUCCUGCAGAAAUACAAUGUGAAGCAUCGGAUAGCCACCCCUUAUCACCCUCAAACUAGUGGUCAGGUAGAGGUGUCUAAUAGACAGCUCAAGCAAAUUCUCGAGAAGACAGUGAGUUCGUCGCGAAAGGAUUGGGCAACAAAGCUAGAUGAUGCGUUAUGGGCUUACCGAACGGCGUUCAAAACACCCAUCGGGAUGUCACCAUACCAACUUGUCUACGGAAAAGCAUGUCACUUACCUUUAGAGCUUGAACACAAGGUGGUAGAGUUUGGACCGGUAGACGCAACUCGAAUAAAACGGCACGGAGAGUGUCCAUUUUUGGUGCAUUGA
Messenger RNA from Vicia villosa (hairy vetch), 1965 nucleotides. RefSeq lists its product as uncharacterized. Bases 1 to 1965 code for a protein of 654 amino acids. NCBI's taxonomy places the organism in Eukaryota, Viridiplantae, Streptophyta, Magnoliopsida, Fabales, Fabaceae. Gene Ontology annotation, biological process: DNA integration. The transcript is spliced from 4 exons. Gene Ontology annotation, molecular function: nucleic acid binding. The record is from RefSeq and is a predicted model, not a curated record.